UGAAUUGAUCUGAGUAGUUAAAUUUUUUCAGACAUGUUAUGUCUGAUUAGUUGAGGUCACGAUGAACGACGAUGACGGAACUGAUAAUGUUGGAACUGAGGAUUCCGUGGCAGCUUGCAAUCCCCCUCCUCCUCCCGACUCCCACCCGCCACCCAAAGAAGUCGAGUCUCCUUCUCCCCCUCCAAGGAGUACAGCGACAUCCCCGACGGUCCCAUUUGCCUCUCAUAAAAAAGCGCCAGACAUUGCACCCUUUGAAAGACGCAACUGGCUUAUCCAUCAGUAUUACGUCAAGAAAGACUUUGAAAAGUGCAAGGCAGUGAUAAAAGCACGGUUGGAGGAGUCUAGUGGUCUGUGCGAGUAUGCGUUGUACGUACAAGGUCUCAUUAGUAGACUGGAAGGGAAGAUUCAAGAGUCGCUGGAAAUGUUUCAAACUUGCUGUUUCUUAGCACCGAAUAGCAUUGGCAAUUUGAAACAAGUGGCGCGAUCUCUUUUUCUGCUAGGUCGUCAUAAAGCAGCAAUCGACAUCUAUGAAGAAGCGGGGAAACUGUCCUCAGAGCCAGAUUGGGGCAUUUAUCACAACCAGGGAAUAUGCCACAUCUAUCUGGCAUCGCAGGGAAACAGGGCUAACUACGAGAGUGCGAAGCAGUGUCUCAAACAGGCCAUAUCUUGCAGCAAACACGAGUUCACAUUUGUCAUGCUGGCUAAAGUGUACCUCAUGGAAGGAAGCUUUGAACUGGCUAUCGAAACGUACAAAAGAGCAAUUGAGUACUUUCCCGACAACCCAGACUUGUUAACGACACUUGGUUUGCUGUAUUUGCAAACUGGAGACUUCCAAAAGGCUUUCGAGAACCUUGGGUCUGCUCUAUCUUUCGACCCCACCCACUCCAAGGCUAUCCUGGCUGCGGGUAGUAUUAUCCAGACUCACGGUGACUUCGAAGUGGCUCUAACUAAAUACAGAAUAAGUGCUCUGAAAACAAAGGAGAGUGCGCCCCUGUGGAAUAAUAUAGGCAUGUGCUUCUUCGGGAAGAAGAAAUAUGUUGCUGCUAUCAGUUGCCUGAAGAGGGCGAACUAUUUAGCUCCAUUCGAUUGGAAAGUGCUCUACAAUCUGGGUCUGAUCCACCUGAACACUGGUCAGAAUGCUUCCGCCUUCAACUACCUCAGUGCGGCAGUGUCCAUCAUAGGCGGAGUGCCCAAGUGUGCCAUGGCUCUCAUGCUACUCGGAGUGGCACUCACUAAUCUGGAGGACAAGGAGAAUGCCAGGAAAUGUUACCAGAGUGCAAUCGGGUUCAACGAUGACGAGCCACUCAUUCCCUUAAAUUAUGCUGCUUUCUCAUACCAGAAUGGUGACAACAGUAAGGCUCACGAGAUGUUCCAGCUAUUCCAGAAGAAAUUGUCUGCUAAGAAAGAGAAACAGAAGGACUACGAACUAAGUCCAGAGAUGGAUGCACUGGUUAAAAAACUGGAACCAGCUCUGCAUAUGGGAGCAGCAAUAGUCGCUAAAAGAUCUGUGGGAACCUUAUGAUUUUUGAGAUGUAUAGACUUUCAAGGGCUUUUAUCUAAAACUUUGCAAGUUUUCAAAGACAAAAACUGAUGCAUUGCAAGUGGAUGUAUCCUUAAACUACUUAACCCCGGCAGUUUUCCAAGGUCAUUAUUUGUCGCUCAGAUAGAGUUAGUUUUAUCUUUGCCAGUCAGAAGAUUAACCUUGGUCUAGACCUGUUAGAUGUAAUAUAGCUGGAUAGCUUAGUGUAAACAGUGUGGCUGAUUGUUAGUUGGAUUUUUUCAAUCGAGCUGGAAUUGAAUUUUGAUGACUAAUUGUAAAUUGUUCUAAAAUGUAGAUAAAGAUGUAUGCAUUGUUUUUAUUCCAAACAGAAUAUAAGUUCACUUUUUUACCAAUUA
Symsagittifera roscoffensis is the source of this 1896-nucleotide messenger RNA. Its product is annotated as Bardet-Biedl syndrome 4 protein-like. Gene Ontology annotation, cellular component: ciliary basal body. The transcript has 5 exons. Lineage: Eukaryota; Metazoa; Xenacoelomorpha; Acoela; Convolutidae. The record is from RefSeq and is a predicted model, not a curated record. Gene Ontology annotation, biological process: protein localization to cilium; cilium assembly. Gene Ontology annotation, molecular function: protein binding. Bases 62 to 1522 code for a protein of 486 amino acids.